AUGGACAGCCCACAGCCACAGGUCCACAAGGACCACAACCGCGAACUCAUGCCCAAAACUCCGACCCGACCCGAUACAUUCGACCCAUAUCCUCUUCGUAUAAAAACCGGGCGUGAAAAUAAAAGGACACCCCAAUCCACGGCCAGCUUUCGCCCGUGCGCGCCUUGCUGCCCGCUAACUGCAAUGGGAAUACUCUACGAAACCCUAAACCCUCUCGGCGCCGCCGACGACGCAACGCCGUCGCAGUCGGAGUUGGAGACCUACGUUGUCCUACGCAACCAGAUCUCCCUCGACGCCGAUGGAAGUCCGUUGCUGGAAUCCCCCGCCACGGAUUACUUCUCCCUCGAUGCGAACGAAGCGGAGGACAGGGGGACUGUCCUACGCAACCAGAUCUCCCUCGACGCCGAUGGAGGUCCGUUGCCGGAAUCCGCCGCCCCGGAAGUAGAUUACUUAUCCCUCGAUGUGAACGAAGCGGAGGACAGGGGGACUUCGGUUCCAGCAACUCCUCCUCCGCCGUCGCCUCAGUUGGCUGGAAAUUCGAUUCCGGCGGUGGAGAGGACUCUGGAGGGCAACUGGUUUCGCGCCAAUUGUCGCUCCAAAAGCCCAAUGCUUAGGCUCCACAAAGAGAUACUUGAUUUUUGUGAGUUUUUAUCACCAACUCCUGAGGAGCAAGAAUCUAGGAAUGCAGCUAUAGAAUCUGUGUCUGAUGUUGUCAAAUAUAUCUGGCCUAGUGCUGAGGUGGAAGUUUUUGGAUCUUUCAAGACAGGGCUUUACCUUCCAUCUAGUGAUAUCGAUGUUGUCAUAUUGGGUUCAAAUGUUAGAAGUCCUCAGAUGGGUCUGCAUGCUCUCUCUAGGGCACUAUCUCAAAGAGGAAUUGCAAAGAAGAUACAGGUCAUUGCAAAGGCACGUGUACCAAUUAUCAAAUUUGUGGAAAAGAAAAGUGGCAUGGCAUUUGAUAUAAGUUUUGAUGUUGAAAAUGGGCCAAAAGCUGCAGAGUAUAUUAAGGAUGCAGUAUCUAAAUGGCCACCUCUAAGACCGUUGUGUCUAAUUUUGAAAGUCUUCUUGCAGCAAAGAGAGUUGAAUGAGGUGUACACAGGUGGAAUUGGAUCUUAUGCUCUUCUUUCUAUGCUUAUAGCGAUGUUGCGGACUCACCAUGAUGGUCGAGGUUCUCCUGAGCAUAACCUGGGAGUGUUACUGGUGAACUUUUUCGAAAUGUAUGGGUGCAAGUUAAAUAAUGUUGAUGUUGGUGUAUCUUGCAAUGGUAGAGGCAUUUUCUUCCCAAAAAGUAUUAAAGGGUUUUCAGUUGACGGCCGGCCAUUUCUUAUCGCCAUUGAGGACCCACAGGCUCCAGACAAUGACAUCGGCAAAAAUUCUUUUAACUAUUAUCAGGCCAGGUCAGCAUUUGCGAUGGCAUUCACCAAGCUAACCAACUCAAAGACCAUAGCCCGACUCGGCCCGAACAAGAGCAUCCUCAGUUCUAUCAUCAGGCCCGACGCCGUGCUUCUUGAACGAAAGGGCGGGCCCACCACCGGAAAGCUGGCUGUUGGGAACUUGUUCCCGGACACUUCUGGUCCAAUGGACCAACCACUCGGCGACCGGCAGGAUAUGUACUGCAAUUGGCCGUUGAACGAUGAGGAUGAGGAACUGCUGCCACGUGGAAACGGGACUCCUGUUAACAGUGAGGGAAAAUCAUCGGGAAAGAAAAGGAAAGCUCCCAAGGAGAAAAGAUCGAGUAAGAAGUUGGCAAGAGCAGCACGUAGGGCCGAAGACAGGCAUGAUGAGAAUGACAAAUCUAAUGGUUCUGGUGGCCGACGGCAGCAUUCUCGGUGA
Striga hermonthica is the source of this 1830-nucleotide messenger RNA. The record is from the annotation of a GenBank genome assembly. NCBI's taxonomy places the organism in Eukaryota, Viridiplantae, Streptophyta, Magnoliopsida, Lamiales, Orobanchaceae.